GCAUAACUCAAUUUUCAGAAAACUGGAAAUAGAUAUAGCUAACUAGAUGGGGCUUAAGUACUGGUUGUGUUCGGUACUUACUCUACUAUUAAUACAAUGUUGUCGCUGCAGUGGUUGUCUGGAGCAAGAGAGAACUGCUCUCCUGCAACUCAAAAUAUCUUUUAAUGGUCGACCUUUGAGAAACUGGAGUAGAGGAGCUCACAAUUUAAAUUGUUGUCAAUGGGAAAGGGUUGAGUGCAACCCCUCCACUGGACGUGUUAUUGCACUCUAUCUUAAUUCUACAAGGGCCGGAUUAUAUUAUAGCCGUCCUUACUGGCAUUUGAAUAGCUCUUUGUUUCUUCCAUUUGAGGAAUUAAAAGGUCUUUACUUGCCUAGGAAUAGGAUAGCAGGUUGCAUUGAAAAUGAAGGUUUUGAUAGGUUCACAGAGAAAUUGAGCAAUUUGGAAAUCCUUGAUUUGAGUUGGAAUUUCUUCAAUAAUAGCAUUAUAUCAUCUUUGAGUAAACUUCCAUCUCUCAAGUCUCUAAAUCUGCACGGGAACAACAUAAAUGCAUCAAACCAUAUAGAUGGUUUCUAUAGACUUUCAAAGAACUUAGGAAAUUUAAAAAUCCUUGACUUGACUGGGGGUUUCUUCAAUAACAGCAUAUUGUCAUAUUUGAGUGAACUUUCAUCUCUCAAAUCUCUAACUCUAGCCUAUAACAACUUCAAGAUAUCAAACCAAAUGGAUGCAAUUGAUUUUGAAAAGCUAUCAAAACUUCGCAAUUUGGAAUUUCUUGAUAUAAGUGGUAAUGACAUACAAAACAACACCCUAUCCUAUCUAGAAUUUGAUGCUUUGAGCAACUUGGAAGAGCUAUAUAUGAGCUACAACAUGCUCAACCAAUUUGGGGCUGCCACUAAAGCCAAUAUGAGUUUCAACAAGUUAAAGUCCCUUCAUCUAGGUGGUUAUUAUUAUGACUAUGAGGAUGAUUAUGAUCAAGAUGAGGAAAGUGGUGUUCAACUGCAGCAGCUAUCACUAGUGGCAUUCCCAUCACUAAAAACCCUAUAUUUAUUUAAAAACAAUAUUAACAAAACCAUGCUAAAUCAAAACCUGCAUGUUUUGAGCAAUCUAGAGGAGCUCUUCUUAUUCGACUCCCCUCUUGACAGCAACUUUCUGCAAACCAUUGGGCUGUUCACUUCUCUCAAGUCAAUAUCUUUGGAAGGAUGUGGGUUGAUUGGUGCAUUACCUACUAAAGGUUGGUGUGAUUUGAAGAACCUUAAAGAGUUGAAUCUUCGUGAAAAUAAACUGUCAGGGAUUCUACCUUCUUGCUUGGGUAAUUUGACAUCUCUUCAACUUUUGGAUCUCUCCCACAAUCAAUUCACUGAAAAUAUUGCGUCCUCUCCCCUAACUCAUCUUACAUUACUACAAUAUCUCUCUAUUUCAAACAAUCACUUUCAAGUUCCAGAUUCAUUCAAGGCAUUUGCAAACCAUUCCAACUUGAAAGUUUUCUUGAGUGAUUUCAAUCAAUUAGUCUCAGAACAAGAUCAUGUUCAAACUAGGGUUUCUAAGUUCCAACCAAGUAUCUUCAGCUUGUCAAAUUGUAGGGCAGAAGAACACUUCAUCAAACCUCCUAGCUUCCUUUAUAACCAAUAUGACUUGAAACUAGUUGAUCUUUCUUUUAACAAAUUUGGUGGAGUCUUACCUUAUUGGUUGUUCGAAAACAAUACAAGAUUACAGGUUUUUCUCAUGAAGAAUAACUCUUUUAUGGGUCAUUUCCUCUUGCCAUCACAUCCUAGUCUCGAUGUUGUAGGAAUAGAUAUUUCGAACAACCAAAUACAUGGUCAAAUCCCAUCAAAUAUCAAUUUGAUUUUUCCAUUUGUGGAGAAAUUAUUGUUGUCUGGAAAUGCCCUCGAAGGCAAAAUUCCCAACUGGUUGGGUGGGAUGAACUCUUUACAAAUUCUAGACCUAUCUAACAAUCGAUUUUCUGGUUCAAUACCAGACCAGUUAGCUGUGGGAAACUCAUUAUAUAAUCUCAGACUUUCAAAUAACAACCUUAGCGGGAAACUAACUGCCACCAUAUUCAACUCACAAUCACUUUGGUACUUAUAUCUAGAUGGAAACGAUUUUGAAGGAGAGAUAUCUCAACUUUCUAGCUCUUCAUUUCUAGCAGUAUUGGACAUCAGCAACAACCAUUUGUCAGGCAAGCUUCCAAGAUGGAUAAGGAAUCUCACUCAGUUAGACAGCUUGGUUUUGUCCAACAAUUAUUUCAAGGGUUCAAUUCCAGAGGAAUUCUGUUAUAAUGAUGCAUUUGAAUUUCUAGACCUUUCCAAAAAUAAUCUCUCUGGUUCUUUACCAUCUUGCCCCAAUCCAUUAAACAUAACACAUCUCUAUUUGGGCAAAAAUAGACUGAAUGGUCCAUUGACACAUUCAUUCUACAACAUGUCUUCUUUGGUGGUACUAGACCUAAGAGAAAACAACCUUACUGGAGGCAUUCCAAAAUGGAUUGGCAACUUUUCUAAGUUGAGUGUUUUGCUACUAAAAGGUAAUCACUUUUUUGGUGAAAUUCCCAUUGAAGUAUGUGAGUUGGAACAACUAAGCAUGAUUGAUCUAUCUCAUAAUCAAUUUUCUGGUUCUAUACCUUCUUGUUUGAGUCAUUUAACUCUUAAACCAAGUACUCCAAUAUAUUCUUUCACGACUCUCACGACUUUCUGGAGCACAUUCACAACUUUAUCUGAAAUCGAAGAUCAAUCAUUCAAAAACUUGAAAAAGUCAACAAUGAUGGAGGAGGUGGUAGAAGAAGUGGCAUUCUUAUUUACUAUUCAAAUUAGUAAUGGAAAAGAUGAGGUAGAGUUCACAACAAAGGGGUGCUCAUACAAUUAUGAAGGUCAUAUUCUUAAUAAUAUGUCUGGAAUUGAUCUUUCCUGCAACAAAUUAACAGGCUUAAUCCCACCUGAAAUGGGAAACUUGAGUGAAAUCCAUUCGCUUAACUUGUCUCACAACAAUCUCACAGGAUCCAUUCCAUCCACCUUCUCAAGUUUGAAGCAGAUUGAGAGUUUAGACCUUUCUUUCAAUAACUUGAAUGGUGCGAUUCCACCUCAACUUGUUGAACUCAACUCUUUGGAAGUUUUUAGUGUUGCACACAAUAACCUUUCAGGGACCAUCCCAUAUGGAAAAGCACAGUUUGGGACCUUUGAAAAGAGUAGCUACGAGGGAAACCCCCUUCUUUGUGGACCACCAUUGGAUAAAAGUUGCAAGGAAACCAACUCAGAACCAAAGGUGCCAAAUUCCUCAGAUGAAGAAAAAGAAUGCAAUUCCAUAGAUAUGGAUAUUUUCCACAUUAGCUUCGUGGUUACUUAUGUGAUUGUGUUACUAUCAAUUGUAGCAGUCCUGUACAUAAAUCCAUAUUGGCGACGAGCAUGGUUUUAUUUGGUUGAGAGGUGUGUCACCAAUUGCUACUACUUUAUCAUGGAAAUUCUUUCAAGAUUCUAGUAUUGUAUUUCUUUUUUGUGCACAUGUAUCCUACUAUAUGCAAAGGUAUUCAUAAUAUGCAAUUUCAAUUUCCAAAAGUUUGUAGUAUGUACUUAAUUCAUGAUAGUAUGUAGUUAAUUCAUAACCUUUUCUCAAUCCAUGAAUUUUACUUUUCUCUUAAUCCAUGAGUCAGCUUUAUCUAGGCUCAUACUGUAAAAUUUUGAUAUUUUGUUUACUUUAGUCGGUUAUAUAAUCCUUUAAAUAGGAUACUAGUAUCUUGUAUUUGAAUGAAUGAAAAAAAUCCUAUGUAAUAGAAUCCCAUUAACAGUAUUUGGCAUCUGUGUUUCUUUUAUUAGUUGUCACCUGUUUUCUUCACUUUCCAAUCAGGAAUUUUUAUAUUCAGAAUGUAAGGUGGUGAUAUGCUUGAAAGUAAUAAAAUGGAUAGUCUAUUUAUAAGCUUUAUAUCUUUUGUUUCUAUUUUGAUGCAUUGUGUUGAACUAGUCUGUAUGCUCCAAUAUAUAUACAUUCUCUCUUAUUUUUUUAACCAUUCAAAGAUAUCGUUAAUGAAGUUUCUUAUUUUUU
Messenger RNA from Rubroshorea leprosula, 4024 nucleotides. NCBI's taxonomy places the organism in Eukaryota, Viridiplantae, Streptophyta, Magnoliopsida, Malvales, Dipterocarpaceae. The record is from the annotation of a GenBank genome assembly.